GUGUAUUUGGUCGCAGUCUCUGCGCGCCAUCCAGACGCAGCAUCAACCAGCCUGCAACAAUAAUGUCUGGGGCAAGAAAGGGAGAAGGGUGCGUGUUUUUGGCGGUGCGCGUUUAAUUCCUCUGUGGAUCGUGGACAUUUCGCAGCCCGGUGACGCUUUAGAUGCUCUGCAUGUCAGGGAGCACUGUCCAGCCAUCCCCAGCGUGCGUGGCUUGCACUGACCUGCAUUUUCUGCCGUGCAUUUCUAUUGGGAAAAUGUGGGUCGGGUAGCUGAGGUUCACCUUGCGCUAUUUUUUCAACCUCCCAUGUAUAGAUUUUUUUUUUCUUUUCAUCAAUCCUACACAACCAGAUCAUGGUUUUUCAGUUCUUGCGAGCAGAAUCUUCCAGUCUUGCAUAGGAAAUAAUUUCUCUGUGUGAUCGAUAUGGAUGGCUGGAGCCGGGCAGCUACGGUGGGGGACGGUUCGGUGAAUUUCACAGCAGCCCACCUCUGGCUGGAUGUCGUGAACGCGUCGGGCCGGUGGGACAGCAGCAGCAGCAGCAGUCCACCUGCAGAGGGAUCCGGGCUGGAGGAGCAGCAGGAGCGCCUCAGCACGGAGCAAGCCUACCGGGACUUCACCACCGCCGUCCAGGUUCUCAUCCUGAUCGGGUCGCUGCUCGGUAAUGCAACCGUGCUGUGGUGCACCUGCUGUACGAGUGUCUUUAAAUCAGUGACCAACAGAUUCAUAAAGAACCUGGCAUGUUCGGGCAUCUGUGCUGGCCUGGUGUGUGUCCCCUUCGACGUGGCACUUGGAGCCAGUCCCCGCUGCUGUCUGUGGCUUCACACAUUGCUGCUCUGCAAGGUUGUGAAAUUCCUGCACAAACUGUUUUGCUCUGUCACUGUGCUCAGCUUCAGUGCCAUCGCUCUUGAUAGGUACUACUCGGUGUUGUACCCCUUAGAGAGGAAAAUCUCUGAUGCCAGAUCUCGAGACUUGAUCAUCUACAUCUGGGUGCACGCCGUCGUGGCCAGCCUCCCUGUGUUUGCUGUGACUAAUGUUACUGAUGUCUAUGUCACCUCAUCGUGCUCAGAUGACCACGCUCGCUCUCCGGGUCACGUGGUCUUUGUUUUGAUCUACAAUCUCACUACCGUGAUCUUCCCUCUGGCCCUUGUCUUCCUUUUUAUGCUGCUGAUCCGCAGAGCGCUCAGCGCCAGCCAGAAGAAGAAGGUGAUCAUUGCAGCUCUACGGACUCCGCAGAACAGUAUCUCCAUUCCUUACGUGUCACAGAGAGAGGCAGAGCUGCAUGCUACCCUGUUGGCUGCUGUGCUGGCUUUCUCAGCAUGCAGUGCCCCCUACGGAGCAUUAGUGGUUUAUCGGACCAUUUUUGCAGACACUAAAGAGCUGCCUGUCUCACUUUAUCUCACAGCUCUUUGGCUUCCCAAAGUUUCCCUCCUAACCAACCCUGUCUUACUUCUGACGGUGAACCGCUCAGCACGCCAUAGCUGCCUGGAACUGUUGUCCAGGAUUCACAGGCGCUACAGCCGCCGUAACGUGGUCAAUACCGGUGGUUUAGCCUCUAUAGGGGGCGAGGGGGUAAUUGGUGAGCCUGUGGGACUAGAUACAGCUGGUCGAUCCGGGAGCCAGCUUUUGGAGAUGUUUAAUAUCGGCCAACAGCAUAUCUUCAGACCUUCUGAAGAGGAGGAAGAGGAUGCAGAGAAUGAGAUUCCUUCUCAAAUAUUAGGAGGAAGCUUGGAGCCUAAAGAAAACCUGAAGGAUAGGUCAAGACUGGGAAGCUUUAAGGGUGAAAUGAACACUUCAAAGGACCCAGUUGGAGGGCUGGUCAUCACGAAAGAGGCUCCUGCAGUGGCUAAAGCAGCUCGGGCCUCUCCCGUUCACACAUGCGCGUACACCUCAUCUUCACAGGUGGCGCCAGCUACUCCCACAGAAGCAGAGGACUCCCCACAGUUUGGUUUUGGACCAUUUGAGUUGCCACCUCAGUGGCUUCCUGAGACCAGGAACAGCAAGAAGAGGCUGCUGCCUCCACUGGGUAACACACCAGAGGAACUGAUCCAGACCAAAAUACCCAAACAGCGGCCUGAACGUCGGAUCAGUAGGAACAACAAGGUCAGCACAAUUCCUGUCGUGGAUCCAUGAAUUAAGUCUGUUAGGCUUCAGCCUACUUUACGGGACUGAAAAUGUUUUUGCUGUUUUCUCUGCAGAUUUUUCCUUUUUAUAGUAUCUUAUUAGACAUUCCACUUUACUAAACCAGCAGCACUGUGGACUUUAUACUGGAAAAAUUUGCUUUGAUAUGAAAUAUUUAUAAUGUUUUAACAAAGAUUGAACUUUUACCACAUUUUUGACUGUUCCAGUUUUAUAAUUAUGAAAUGUUUGAGAAGAAAAAUGCCUUGAAGAAAAUACCUAAAGCGCUUGCAUUAUUUCUCACGUUGUCACAUUACAACUGUACACUUUAAUGUAGUUUAAUGGAAGUUUAUGUGAUGCGUCGACACAACGUAGCAACCAACUUGGAAUAAGGUGGAAUAGAAAUGAUGCACGAUUUUCUACACUUGUUUUCAAAAAUAAAAAUCCAAAAAGUGUGAAGGUUGAUAAGUAGGGCAUGCAUAAAAAUUCAGCUUACCUGAGGCAACAUCAAAUGAAGACCAACUUUUACUGCAAUUUUAUCUCUAAGACUUUUGGUGAAAAAUGGUGUCUCUGCCACAUUGUGCAUUUGGUGAAACAUAUUUUCAAAUUAAUUACUGAAUUGGCUUAGAAGUGUGCUCCAAGUUGAACCCUGAGGCCUCAAGAUCCAAUGUGUUAUCAGAAAUUCCUGGACCUUCUUCCUGCAAGGCAACAGUGCAGACUGCCAUUUGUAAUACUGUAGGCAAGAAA
Molecule: messenger RNA, 2860 nt
Organism: Cyprinodon variegatus (sheepshead minnow)
Lineage: Eukaryota; Metazoa; Chordata; Actinopteri; Cyprinodontiformes; Cyprinodontidae
Gene: gpr176
Product: G protein-coupled receptor 176
Exons: 4
Coding region: 422-2128 (568 amino acids)
Biological process (GO): G protein-coupled receptor signaling pathway
Cellular component (GO): plasma membrane
Molecular function (GO): G protein-coupled receptor activity
Source: RefSeq, a predicted model, not a curated record